CCUGGGAGGCGUGACCAGAAGCGGAAGUAGUUGUGGGCGCCUUUGCAACCGCCUGGAACGCCGCUGAGGGGGUCUGUGUAGGUUCGCGGGUCGCGGCCGGGGUCCUGAAGGAGUGCGCCGGGAGCGGAGAUAUGGAGGGUGAUGGUUCAGACCCAGAGCCUGCAGAUGCUGGGGAGGACAGCAAGUCGGAGAAUGGGGAGAAUGCGCCCAUUUACUGCAUCUGUCGCAAACCGGACAUCAACUGCUUCAUGAUCGGGUGUGACAACUGCAAUGAGUGGUUCCAUGGGGACUGCAUCCGGAUCACUGAGAAGAUGGCCAAGGCCAUCCGGGAGUGGUACUGUCGGGAGUGCCGAGAGAAGGACCCCAAGCUAGAGAUUCGCUAUCGGCACAAGAAGUCACGGGAGCGGGAUGGCAAUGAGCGGGAUGGCAGCGAGCCCCGGGAUGAGGGUGGAGGGCGCAAGAGGCCUGUCCCGGAUCCAGACCUGCAGCGUCGGGCAGGGUCAGGGACAGGGGUUGGGGCCAUGCUUGCUCGGGGCUCUGCUUCACCCCACAAAUCCUCUCCGCAGCCCUUGGUGGCCACACCCAGCCAGCAGCAGCAGCAGCAGCAGCAGCAGAUCAAACGGUCAGCCCGCAUGUGUGGUGAGUGCGAGGCAUGUCGGCGCACUGAGGACUGUGGUCACUGUGAUUUCUGUCGGGACAUGAAAAAGUUUGGAGGCCCCAACAAGAUCCGGCAGAAAUGCCGGCUGCGCCAGUGCCAGCUGCGGGCCCGGGAAUCGUACAAGUACUUCCCUUCCUCGCUCUCGCCAGUGACGCCCUCAGAGUCCCUGCCAAGGCCCCGUCGGCCACUGCCCACCCAACAGCAGCCACAGCCGUCACAGAAGUUAGGGCGCAUCCGUGAAGAUGAGGGGGCAGUGGCGUCAUCAGCAGUCAAGGAGCCUCCUGAGGCUACAGCCACGCCUGAGCCACUCUCAGAUGAGGACCUACCUCUGGAUCCUGACCUGUAUCAGGAUUUCUGUGCAGGGGCCUUUGAUGACCAUGGCCUGCCCUGGAUGAGCGACACAGAAGAGUCCCCAUUCCUGGACCCCGCGCUUCGGAAGAGGGCAGUGAAAGUGAAGCAUGUGAAGCGUCGGGAGAAGAAAUCUGAGAAGAAGGUGACGGAGAGGAAGGAGGAGCGGUACAAGCGGCAUCGGCAGAAGCAGAAGCACAAGGAUAAAUGGAAACACCCAGAGAGGAACGAUGCCAAGGACCCUGCGUCGCUGCCUCAGUGCCUGGGGCCUGGCUGUGUGCGCCCCGCCCAGCCCAGCUCCAAGUAUUGCUCAGAUGACUGUGGCAUGAAGCUGGCAGCCAACCGCAUCUACGAGAUCCUCCCCCAGCGCAUCCAGCAGUGGCAGCAGAGUCCUUGCAUUGCUGAAGAGCAUGGUAAGAAGCUGCUCGAACGCAUUCGCCGAGAGCAACAGAGUGCCCGCACUCGCCUUCAGGAAAUGGAACGCCGAUUCCAUGAGCUUGAGGCCAUCAUUCUUCGUGCCAAGCAGCAGGCUGUGCGCGAGGAUGAGGAGAGCAAUGAGGGUGACAGUGAUGACACAGACCUGCAGAUCUUCUGUGUUUCCUGUGGGCACCCCAUCAACCCACGUGUUGCCUUGCGCCACAUGGAGCGCUGCUACGCCAAGUAUGAGAGCCAGACGUCCUUUGGGUCCAUGUACCCCACACGAAUUGAAGGGGCCACACGACUCUUCUGUGAUGUCUAUAAUCCUCAGAGUAAAACAUACUGUAAGCGGCUCCAGGUGCUGUGCCCUGAGCACUCACGGGACCCCAAAGUGCCAGCCGACGAGGUAUGCGGGUGCCCCCUUGUACGUGAUGUCUUUGAGCUCACAGGUGACUUCUGCCGCCUGCCCAAGCGCCAAUGCAAUCGCCAUUACUGCUGGGAGAAGCUGCGACGUGCGGAAGUGGACUUGGAGCGUGUGCGUGUGUGGUACAAGCUGGAUGAGCUGUUUGAGCAGGAGCGCAAUGUGCGCACAGCCAUGACAAACCGCGCGGGAUUGCUGGCCCUGAUGUUGCACCAGACGAUCCAGCACGACCCCCUCACUACCGACUUGCGCUCCAGUGCCGACCGCUGAGCCUCCUGGCCUGGACCCCUCACAUCCUGCAUUCCAGAUGGGGGAGCCGCCCAGUGCCCGUGUGUCCGUUCCUCCAUUCAUCAGUUUCUCUGGUUCAACCUGUGCCCAUCCACCGGUUGACCGCCCGUCUGCCUUUGUCAAAGGGUUUUUCCCUGUCUCCAUGUUCAGUGCCUGGUGGGGCUGCAGAGUCCACUCAUCCUUCCCCUCCCUGGGUUUUGUUAAUAAAAUUUUGAAGAAACUAA
This is a messenger RNA of Callithrix jacchus (white-tufted-ear marmoset), 2356 nucleotides long. It is a transcript of the gene CXXC1, whose product is annotated as CXXC finger protein 1. NCBI's taxonomy places the organism in Eukaryota, Metazoa, Chordata, Mammalia, Primates, Cebidae. Gene Ontology annotation, cellular component: Set1C/COMPASS complex. Gene Ontology annotation, molecular function: zinc ion binding; DNA binding. The record is from RefSeq and is a predicted model, not a curated record. Gene Ontology annotation, biological process: positive regulation of DNA-templated transcription.